Acanthamoeba castellanii str. Neff is the source of this 3252-nucleotide messenger RNA. RefSeq names its product RasGEF domain containing protein. Gene Ontology annotation, molecular function: guanyl-nucleotide exchange factor activity. Gene Ontology annotation, cellular component: plasma membrane. The transcript is spliced from 5 exons. Lineage: Eukaryota; Discosea; Longamoebia; Acanthamoebidae. Bases 1 to 3252 code for a protein of 1083 amino acids. The record is from RefSeq and is a predicted model, not a curated record. Gene Ontology annotation, biological process: Ras protein signal transduction; positive regulation of GTPase activity.
AUGCAACAGAGCCAGCUGCGGCGCCUGUUCGACGGCGCACCGCCUGCGCCUACUUCUCCUUCUACUACUUCUUCUAUUACUUCGAUUCCCGUGGUGGUGGUGGGCCACGAGGAGCCGCCGUCCGGUCUGGAAGCCCUCAAGAACAAGCAUGUGCGGGACAAGGGCACCCGCCUCCACCGCGACUCGGUGGACGACCUCGCCCUCCUCUCCCUCCUCACGAGCGCCUCCACCUCCUCCUCAGACACGUGCGGCGGCGCGCCAUCCGCCGCAGAAGCAGCUGCUGGCGUGGGCCUGGGCAAGGAGAACCGCCGCUCGUCGUCGGUGCGCACACAGCGGGUGAGCUCCGCCGUCCACCGGGACACCACCCCGCACAAACGCAAGAGCCGCGGGAGCGCCAUAAGGUCGCCCUCCGUCGCCCCGCGCCAGCCCCUCACCCCCUCCACCCAUCACCACCACCAGCACAAGCCGCAGCCCACCGGUGGUGGCGAGGCCGCCGCCGCAUACGAGGCGUGCGACGUCGAGAGGCCGACCAAGGUCAAGGCCAAGCAGCAGCAGCCGCACACGCCGCCGGUGGCGGGCGAGCGGCGGGUGCGACGGCGGCCGAAGAAGAGCCCUGCCGUGUCGAACGAGGACCUCCGACGCGAGAUCGCCGGCACCCUCCGCUCUCACCUCGGCGGCGGCGAUGUCUCUCCCGCGGCGGCGGCGGCCACGCCCAAGCGCAAGGCCAGCAGCCUGGCCGGCGUCGAGCGCAACCGCCUCGGCUACGCCCAUCCCCCAUCUUCUUCUUCCUCCUCCACCUCUUCGUCGUCGCGUGGCGCCGGUCCGCUGUCGGCGUCGUCCGGGUGCGUGCGACUCAGGAGCCAGCGGUCGCUCGAUGGGCUGCUGGGCCAGCCCCUCCGGCUGCGCGCCCCGUGUGGACCCGUCGAAGGCGAGCACGGCCGCCUCCACCACCUCCGCCUGCAGCUGCACGUGCCCCGCCUCGACGUCGAACGAGCCGACCACGACAACGAUGACGACGGUGAGUGGGAGGCGUGCGACGAACAGCCUGCGAAGCUCAACGGGCGUGCCACCUUCAUCGAGACGGCGGCCAAGGGCCGCGAGGCUGGCCUGCGCUUCAUCGCCCUCCACCCGCGCUCCGGUCUGCCACAGAGCGACGCCGCCCAGCAGCAGCAGCAGGCUGAGGCGCCCCACGUGGCGGUGGGCGCGGGGCGACGAAGGCGAUCGCGAUCGCUCACGGACGUGCGUAAGGCCCUGCGCGAGGGAAGCGACUCUGCCUCCUCCACUUACCUCGCGCCUCACGGAACCGACGGCAAGGAGCGGGCGCGCCGCAAGAAGGCCGGCCGCCGCCGCUCCUCCCUCAUGAAGGUCUUUGACUCACUUCGCAACAAGCUUGCCGGCCCCGAGGACAGCGAGGAGGACGGCGAGACGCAGCAGCAGCCGCCACACGAGGAACGUACCGACGCAUCGUCGGGCAAGCACAGCCACAAGCAACAGCGGCAGCGGCAGCAGCAGCAGCAGCAGCAGCAGCAGCAGCAGCAGCCAUCGGCUCUUUCCGAGGAGACUGCGGGAGGGCUUCGCCUGGCGUGCCCCACUUCCUUCAACCAACUCCUGGCCCAGGGCGGCACGCUGCCGGGGGUGGUGGCGGGGAGCGUGUUCGCGAACUGGGACGCGCACCAGAACCGCUUGGAGGACCCGGGCCUCGUGGGCAGCCUGGUGCUGGCCGUGCGGCACUGGGGCUUCACCCCGGAGCACCUCUUCACCGCCUUCCUCGAGGCCUACUACUUCCCGCCUCUCCUCUCCGCGCCGGCCUCCCGCUCUCUCUACACACCGGCCGCCCCCGCUCUCUUGCCCUUCCGGCGGAAGCUGGCGAGCUUCCUGGUGGAGUGGGUGGACGUUGCCUACGAGGCCGACUUUAGCGGGCGUGCGCUCGGGCAGAAGCUGAAGGUGCUGGUCAACGAGGUCAUGGUACGGCACGGCCUCAAGGACGAGGCCAACGCCGUGCGCAACCGCAUCUGGGCGUCCUCCAUCCGCCACCCGCGCUCCCUGACCGCGGCCCUCCGGUUGCGAUCCCCGUCCACCGCGGGUGCACCCUCCUCACCGGGGUACCACCCCGCCGCCGCCACGGUUCAGCCCACGGCCACGACCGCCGUCGCCGCCCCUGGCGCGGAGCGACUGGCCAGAGCCGUGAAAGGCGGCAAGGCCGAAGUCGCCACUCCCUCGCAGUCCUCGCGGCAGCUCCGACCGCAGGCGUCGGUGCUGGUCCGCACGGCUCCGGCCACUCCGUCGUCGUCGACGUCGCAGCAGACCCAGGCGCGGAUGGGGCGUGUGGCGUCGGAGCGCAUGAUUGAGCGUAUUCCGACCAGCGGCAAGGUGAAGCCCAUGAACGUGCUCCAGGUGCGGUCGCGGGUGAUCGCGCAACAGCUGACGCGAAUCGACUACGAGCUGCUGGGCAAGGUCGACCUGCGCGAGUUCACCGACAUGGCCUUCACCAAGCCCGAGCUCAGCCCCAACAUCAACCUCCUCAUCGAGCAGUGCAACAAGAUCUCCUACUGGGUGUGCUCGCAGGUGCUCAUCCUCAAGAAGUUCAGCCACCAGGUCAAGGCCCUCCGCAAGUUCAUCAACAUCGCCUAUAAGUGCCUCAAGAUGGGCAACUUUGCGUCGCUGAUGGCGCUGUCGCUGGGCCUCAACCUGUCGCCCCUCACGCGGCUGGAGGAGCUGUGGGAGGAGGCCUACCGGGACGGCAAGUGUGCGGCCAAGAUGCGCAAGGUCAACACGUUCCUACCGCUCGUCGGCAACUGCAAGGAGUACCGCGAGGUGCUCGCCAGGCACAUGGAGCGCCUGGCCCGCCUCGACGAGGCCACCCGCAGCGGCGUCGACGCGCCGGCGGCAGCACCACCAGCGUCCCCGCGCCAGCAGCAGCAGAGGGAGGAGCACGAGCCGCCGGCGGAGGAGGCAGAGGGCGAGGAGCAGCAGGUGCGGUAUCCGCUGAUCCCGUUCCUGGCGGUCUACAUGAAGGACCUCACCUUCAUCAACGACGGCAACUCGCACCUCAUGCGCGGCGGCCACCUCAACGUGGACAAGAUGCUGCGGUGGGGCCGCAUCCUGCGCGAGAUCCAGCUGCUCCAGCGCCAGCCCUGCCCCAUCGAGGUGGACGAGCUCGUCCACAACCUCCUCAUCAACAUCAACUUCAUCAGCGAGGAGACCCUCUGGAACAUCUCCUCCUCCCUCAAACUCCAGCACUCCCGCGACUGA